This is a messenger RNA of Trametes versicolor FP-101664 SS1, 1516 nucleotides long. Its product is annotated as branched-chain alpha-keto acid dehydrogenase E1-alpha subunit. The coding region runs from base 46 to 1392 and encodes 448 amino acids. The record is from RefSeq and is a predicted model, not a curated record. The transcript is spliced from 11 exons. NCBI's taxonomy places the organism in Eukaryota, Fungi, Basidiomycota, Agaricomycetes, Polyporales, Polyporaceae. Gene Ontology annotation, molecular function: oxidoreductase activity, acting on the aldehyde or oxo group of donors, disulfide as acceptor. Gene Ontology annotation, biological process: branched-chain amino acid catabolic process.
CCAUCUCGCGCUCAUGCGUCCUCUCUCUCUUCAACCACGACCACGAUGAUACGCACACUGCGCGCAUCGCCUGCCGUAUACGCAGCCCUUCGAGGAUGUCGAAGAGUGGGCACCACCGCCCAGCUGCCGGGACCAGGGCAUGCUCAUGGCCACCUACCCGCCUCGACGUCCCCCAUCACGUCGAAGCUACACUUCUUCAACUCCGUCAUGGAGGGUGGUAAGCAGAUCCCGACAUACCGCGUCAUCGAUGGCGCAGGCCAGCCGCUUGAGGGCGCCGUCGUGCCCGAGGAGAUCGACGAAGCCCUCGCUCGGAGGAUAUACGAGAACAUGGUCCAGCUCCCCAUCCUUGAUGACAUCCUCUACAACCUCCAGCGGCAGGGCCGCAUCGUCUUCUACAUGACUGCCUAUGGAGAGGAAGCCGCCAUCAUUGGCUCCGCUGCUGCCUUGGCUCCUGACGACGAGGUCCUCGCGCAGUACCGUGAAUCCGGCGUGCUCCUCUGGCGCGGAUGGGGGUUCGACAAUGUCAUGAACCAGUGCUUCGGCACCCACCUCGACGUCUGCGGCAAAGGCAAGCAGAUGCCCGUCCACUACGGCUCGAAGGAGCUGCAUUACCACACCAUCUCGUCGCCACUCGCAACGCAGAUCCCACAGGCCGCGGGCGUGGGGUACGCGCUCAAGCGCGAUCCCGCUCGGCGGGGCAAGAACUGCGCCGUCGUCUACUUCGGCGAGGGCGCGGCCUCCGAGGGCGACUUCCACGCGGGCAUGCUUCUUGCGUCGACGAUCCCUUCGCCGACGAUGUUCAUCGCGCGCAAUAACGGCUUCGCGAUCUCGACGCCGUCGUCGGAGCAGUACUACGGCGACGGCAUUGCGGCUCGGGGGCCUGGGUACGGCAUACACACGAUCCGCGUCGACGGGAACGAUGUGUUGGCGGUGUACUCUGCGGUCAAGGAGGCACGGCGGCUUUGUCUUGAGGAGGGCCGCGGUGUACUCGUCGAAACUAUGACUUAUCGCGUUGGCCAUCACUCGACGUCAGAUGACUCGUUUGCGUACCGUCCCCGCAAGGAGGUCGAGGACCGGAAGCGGUUAGACAACCCGAUCGUGCGCUUUAGGCUGUUCAUGGAGGCACGGGGCUGGUGGUCGAAAGACGAGGAGGAGGCGUUGACGAAGAGGGUCAAGCAGGAGGUGAUGACAGCGUACAAGAAGGCGGAGACGCUCCCGAAGCCCGAGCUGAGCGAGAUGUUUACGGAAGUGUACGGCGGGGAGGAGCCUUGGAAUCUGCGAGAGCAACGCGAGGAGCUGAAGCGGUUAGUAUGGAAGUAUGGUGAGGCUUGGGAACCGUGGAAGAGCGAACUGAAGAAGCACAAGGGCGGCGGCAAGGAUCUGUUGGACUAGCUUGAAAGACCGCGUCCGAAGAGGCCGAGGGAUACGUGGACUGUUCCAUGCGCCCAUAGCGGGCGCGAUGUACGGUAUCUUACGGCGUGCGUUCCCAGCAUUUUUGACUUCAAGCUCGGUCAGC